Molecule: messenger RNA, 2891 nt
Organism: Melospiza georgiana
Lineage: Eukaryota; Metazoa; Chordata; Aves; Passeriformes; Passerellidae
Gene: PHACTR4
Product: phosphatase and actin regulator 4
Exons: 13
Coding region: 131-2266 (711 amino acids)
Biological process (GO): actin cytoskeleton organization; neural crest cell migration
Molecular function (GO): actin binding
Source: RefSeq, a predicted model, not a curated record
GCCUCCCUGGCCAGCCUCCUUCCUCAUCCGGAGUGUGGAUUUACCGUUUAAAGGGUGAAGUCUUCUCCGUGUAGACUUUUCCUCUGUUCUCCUCCCACCUCUUCCCGGAGAGCGCUCUGAGCAGGAUCCCAUGGGGCAGCCGCACUUCUCGAGACCGGUAAAUCCAGGUGCUUUUGCUGAAGACGGGGAUCACGCCCCAAGUGAUGCCAGCAUGGGGGUAGAUGUUUUGGAGUCAGGUGACACCACACCUCCUACAAAGAGGAAAAGCAAGUUCUCAAGCUUUGGCAAGAUUUUCAAACCCUGGAAGUGGAGGAAAAAGAAAAGCAGUGACAAAUUCAAGGAGACUUCAGAAGUUUUAGAACGAAAGAUUUCUAUGCGAAAGCCAAGAGAGGAGCUGGUAAAAAGAGGGGUUCUGUUGGAAGAGCCUGAGCAGGAUGGUGAAGAGCCAGAGAAGCUGAACCCGCCUGCGCUGAAGAAUGGCCACACUGUCCCUAUUGGGGGCCCUGGGGUCUGUAACCUGCCCAACCAGGAGGAAGAGGCCACAAAGCCACCCAGCCUUAGGAAGCCUGUUCCAGUGGAGGAGCCAAAGAAGAGGCAGGGCUCCUCCAGCAGCCACCCUGGGCCUGAACUGGAACCACCUCAGGAGCCACAUGUUCCCAGACAACCUCUUCUUCCUCCAAAAAGACCUCCCUCCAUUUCCCAGGAGGCAAACGAAGUACAGGCAAGGGAUCCAAUACCUGCCAGCAGCACUGCAAAAACUGCCCCCUUCAGCACAGCCCCCACGGCAGCAAAGACAGUCAAUUCCACAGCUGCCCCUUGCCCAGCCCCCAGGACUCUGCUCCCUGCUCCUGCCAGUGCCAACACUUCUGCUCCCACCAGUACAACCAGCACAGCUGCUGCCAAACAGCCUCCCGUUCCUCCUCCCAAACCUGCCAACAGAAACAGCAACUCACUCAUAGCUGAACUUUCCCAAGUAAUGACUGGUGGUACAGCCUUGUCCAAGCCUUCCCCUCCUCUCCCUCCAAAGAGAGGCCUCCUGCCUAACAACACGUCAGAGGCUGUCACCUCUAAGCCCCCAAAUGACAGGACAGUGCCAGGGAGCCGCCCUGCACCAGCCCCAGUGCACGUGACCUCAGCUUAUCCACCACCUUCGCCCUCGCCGCCGCUGCCCACCCAUGUGCCCCCUGAACCUCCACGCGUGGCCCUGCCCACCUCCACCCCUGUCCCGGACCCACCGUGCUCCCUGGACCUGCCCAAGGAGAUUCCUCCUCCUCCUCUUCCUGAAGACUUCAGGUCCAUGGAGGCGUCGAAGAGGACAGCAGAACAAGGCUUUGGUGAACCCCACGUGCUGCCUCGCCUGCCCCAAAUCCCACUGCACAUUCGUAUCCAGCAGGCUCUGGCCAGCCCUCUGCCUGUCACCCCACCUCCCGAGGGGUCCCACAGGGCUCACUCGUUGCUCUUUGAGAACGAUGGUUUUGGAGAAGAUAGUGGCACCCUGGGCAGGACAAGAUCCCUGCCUGUCACCAUUGAGAUGCUCAAAGUUCCAGACGAUGAGGAAGAGGAAGAUGAUGACCAGGAAGAGGAACAGAAUUCAGGUCCUCGUGUGUAUAUUGGAGAUGUGCCAUCUGUCACAGUCAUCCCCACACUGGUACCCCAGGUCCUCCCGGAGGAGCAGGAAGGAGACGAAGGGAUGAGCGACUCUGACUCGGAGGGGCCCAUCCUGUAUAAAGAUGAUGAGGAUGAGGAAGAAGAUGAAAGCCAUAACAGCACGCUGGCCAACAAAGUGAAGAGGAAAGAUACGCUUGCUAUAAAGCUGGGGAACACCACUGCACCACAGGAGGAGAAGAGCAUCUUCCCUCGGAAGAGCAAGGAGGAGUGGAACGAAAUCCGUCACCAGAUUGGGACAACCCUGAUCAGGCGACUGAGUCAGAGACCAACUGCAGAAGAACUGGAACAGAGGAACAUUCUUCAGCCGAAAAAUGAAGCUGACCGUCAAGCUGAGAAGCGGGAGAUCAAGCGCCGGCUCACCAGAAAGCUUAGCCAAAGGCCUACAGUGGCAGAGCUGCAGGCCAGGAAGAUCCUGAGGUUUAAUGAAUAUGUGGAAGUAACAGAUGCUCAAGACUAUGACCGGCGAGCAGAUAAGCCAUGGACAAAGCUGACUCCAGCUGACAAGGCAGCCAUCAGGAAGGAGCUGAAUGAGUUUAAGAGCUGUGAAAUGGAAGUCCACGAGGAGAGCAAGCAGUUCACGAGAUACCAUCGACCAUAAUAUUCCAAGGAGGGAGCAAGAAACCCGCGAGGGCUGGAAGUUCUCUGCGUCCCUCUCCCAGGCAAUACAGUGAGGAUGGAACCUCAGCUCUUCCAAGAUUUGCCUUCCAAACAUAUCCGGAAAAGGGCUUUUGGCCAGGGAAGGGGAAUCCUGUCUGAAUGUAGCAUUUCACUGGAACAAACACAUCUCUCAUGCCAUCAGGCUGGAAGUGACACUAUACCUCGUGUGGCUCAGCAAUACGACUCUGCCAGGAGACCGUGCCCAGGGGAGCGACCCCUUCCUCCCCAAGCUGCACAGACUUGUCUUGGGGAGUGCAAUUCCUCAUUUCCUUCUCCUUUCCUUCAGGAAGGGAGAUUAAAAACAAAGGCAGCUCUGAUGUUGGGAAGCUGAGGAGAGCAUGUGCUCAGAAGCAAAUGUGUGUAUAUUAGCUGUGUACAGAGAACCCUGGCAGACAACUGACGUGGCACUCGCUAUGUUUUGGGGGUUUUGCUUUUUUGUCAUGUCCUUAAUGCCCUGAAUCACUACUGACCAACGGUUUGUUGUCCUGGAAGGGAAUUGUGUAGAUAUUAACAUAUGCUGCGUCUUUUUGUUAAAAAAAAAAAAAAAAAGGAAAAAAAACCCCACC